AUGGUGGUGCCGCCGCGGCGGGUGAAGACGGAGUACAUGAAGCGCUUCAAGGAGCCCAAAUGGGAGUCGUGCGGUGCCUGCUACCUGGAGCUGCUUCGGUACCGCCUCAGCCGCCGCCUCCUGGAGCAGGCGCACCGGCCCUGGCUCUGGGACGGGUGGGAGCAGGAGAGCGGCGGCAGCGGCAGCAGCACAGCGGGGUCACCUCCUCCGCCACCCGGCACCAACGCGGCUGCCCCGCAGCAGCAGAAGGAGGAGGAGGAAGAGAAGAAAGAGAAGAAGGAGGAAGAGGAGGAAGAAGAAGCGGCGGCAGCAGCACCGGGCGAGACGGGACGGGAGAGCCCCGAGAAAGAAAGGGAAGAUCAAGAAAAGCAGCAGAGUGAGGAGCAGGAAAAGCCAGCAGGACAAACUUCUGGGAAGGACACAGAGAAAAGCAGCCGCAGGGGACCCCGCUCGAGCCGAAGUGCCUUGUCCAGUCGGAAUGAUCAAAGAUCAGCCAAAAGUCCCCAAAAGGCAGAGCCACCAAAGGAGAACAAACACCCCUUUGCUCUGUAUGGAUGGGGGGAAAGACAGACAGACACAGGCAGCCAGAGGACUCACAAUGUCUGUGCUUCUGCGUCAGCAAAUGAAAUUCACGAAUCUGCUCUGCGAGCAAAGAACAGGAGGCAAGUGGAGAAAAAGAAACUGUCCCAGAGGAGAGUACGAUCAGCAGAAGAGAAAGCUUGGCAGAUGAAGCCCUCCCCAGCAGACAACCCGUGGAUGACUGAGUACAUGAGAUGCUACUCAGCAAGAGCUCGGUGAAUUUGGAUUCCCUUAAGCAUCUUCAAGAGAAAUUCCACCUAUCAGGACACCAAGGACCCAAACUACUUAUGCAAGGGUUUUAUAGGGAGUUUCCAGCUGAUAAAUACUUGGUACAAUGUUUUUAUCUUGGCUACCUACCUCACACUGGGGUGUAUUGUUGGAGCCAUAACAUUUGAAGAGGCUUUGAUAGCUACCCAAACUUUGA
Calypte anna (Anna's hummingbird) is the source of this 1003-nucleotide messenger RNA. RefSeq names its product centriole, cilia and spindle associated protein (gene CCSAP). The coding region runs from base 1 to 798 and encodes 265 amino acids. Lineage: Eukaryota; Metazoa; Chordata; Aves; Apodiformes; Trochilidae. Gene Ontology annotation, molecular function: microtubule binding. The record is from RefSeq and is a predicted model, not a curated record. Gene Ontology annotation, biological process: regulation of mitotic spindle assembly. The transcript has 3 exons. Gene Ontology annotation, cellular component: ciliary basal body; ciliary transition zone; axoneme.